AUGUAUCUACUACUAAAGAACCCGGAUUGCCUUCGCAAGUUACGCGCAGAAGUAGGAUCCAUCCUCGACGAGAAAUCGUUGCUCCCCCUACGCCUGUUACCACCAGUCUCAAAGAAUUUACCCCGACGUACGCCACCGGAGGGUGCAACGAUCUUGGGUGAUUGGAUUCCCGGCGAUACGUCGGUCAGUAUAUCGGCAUAUGUGAUGCAUCGAGACCCGGCCAUUUUCCCCGAACCUGAAACCUAUCGACCGGAGCGUUGGCUUGGAGACGCAGGGAAGGAGAUUCAGCCUUACUUUGUGGCUUUUAGUGCUGGUGCUCGGGGUUGUAUUGGUCGGAAUAUCAGUUAUCUUGAACAGACCGUUCUCCUUGCGUCUUUGGUUCAUCGGUUUGAAUUUGCAUUAUCGUCGCCGGUAUGGGAGCCCACAAUUCGACAGACUACAAAUUUGAACUCGGGGCCUAUGCCUUUGAAGAUCUGGCGACGGGAGGUGGAGAAAUGA
This is a messenger RNA of Penicillium odoratum, 498 nucleotides long. RefSeq names its product cytochrome protein. Gene Ontology annotation, molecular function: heme binding; monooxygenase activity; iron ion binding. The transcript has 2 exons. Lineage: Eukaryota; Fungi; Ascomycota; Eurotiomycetes; Eurotiales; Aspergillaceae. The coding region runs from base 1 to 498 and encodes 165 amino acids. The record is from RefSeq and is a predicted model, not a curated record.